This is a messenger RNA of Striga asiatica, 1092 nucleotides long. The record is from the annotation of a GenBank genome assembly. NCBI's taxonomy places the organism in Eukaryota, Viridiplantae, Streptophyta, Magnoliopsida, Lamiales, Orobanchaceae.
AUGGACACAAAAGGAAUAUGUAUUCUAUUAGUGAAGGAUGAUCUUACAUGCAACAACGUUGUGUCCCAAAUGCUUCAACUUUACAACUAUCAAGUGUUGCAUGUUGGAAGUGUAUUGGAUGUUUUGAAUGCAAUAUGGGAAGCCAUGAAAAAGCUCGAUUUCGUUCUAACGAAUGCCCACAAGUUAGAGUCGUCGAAUGGCUUAGUCAUCAUCCAACAUAUUCAGAAGAAGUUGAAUCUACCAGUCGUUUUGAUGAGUGCCGAUAAAUUGAAGAUUUCGUCGAAAGACCAAGAUCCGACUUUUGCAGCGUACAUUAUGAACGGUUUGACUAAAAGUGAUGUGAAUAGUCUCUGGCAAUUUGCAUUAGGAAAGGUGAAAGAAAGAGAAGAAAAUGUUCGAAAGUCAUCGAUAAUUUGUAAUAAUGUUGAAGUUGAUGAGAAAAGCAAGAUUUCUGCACUUAGUGAGGCUGAAAUUGAAUGGUUUGAUCAGAAAAGAAAGAGGAAAGAGUUAGUGAACUCGAAAAUCGAAGGCGGAAGAAGACUAGCGAAAAAGCCGAGGGUCGUGUGGACAAUGGAAAUGCAUCAGAAAUUCUUGGAAGCCAUUGAAAUUAUUGGAUAUGAGAAGGCAGUUCCUAAGAAAAUUGUUGAAGUUAUGGGAAUAUCAGGACUCACUAGAGAGAAUGUUGCCAGCCAUUUGCAGAAGUAUCGUGGCAGCACAAAGAGAACUCAAGAAAUUGAACAAUACAUAAGUGCAGCAAAAUCGUACGAUUACAAUUACCGAUUGGUCAAGAAUGCGAAUUUCGUUGGAUACAGAUUGACAGACAAUGGAAACUCGAUUAAAUUUGGAAAUCUUGAAGAUGAAAAUGAAGAAAAAUGGCUUUCUUCGCUUGAUCAUCAUCAAGAUAUUUCUACUCAAUCGAUGACAGUAAAAAUGGGAAAUGACUUUCCGGUCCAAAAUUCAGAGGAAUUCUCACAAAUGGCUCAAACUUUCGAUAAUUAUCUUGAUGAGGCCUUGCUGAAAAGAGAAGGAGAUCAAUGUUGCCAAUUGGAUUGGGAAGAAUUUUGUGAUGCACUCUUUGAGCAUGAUGAUUAA